AUUCCGCCGUGCGCGCGCUUGCUUGCGGUUCCGGUUCUGCGACGUGUCUACUUGAUUUUCUCGAAAAGUUUAUCUUGAAUGGAGAUUGAUUCAAAGGUACCGGAAGAGGCUGAGGGUUCGAUGCAAGUUGACAGUAAGGUUCCGGAGAAGGAUGAUAUCUCUAACUCGAUGCAAAACCUUAAUAUUGAGGGAUCAUCAUCCUUCACUUUCAAGAAAAAGCCUGUCAUUAUCAUAGUGGUUGGGAUGGCUGGUAGUGGAAAAACUACGUUUAUGCAUCGACUUGUUUGCCACACAAUGGCGUCCAAUAUGCGGGGUUAUGUUUUGAACCUUGAUCCUGCUGUCUUGACCCUUCCAUAUGGUGCAAAUAUUGAUAUUAGAGACACUGUUCGAUACAAGGAAGUCAUGAAGCAAUUCAAUCUUGGGCCAAAUGGAGGAAUUCUUACUUCACUGAACUUGUUUGCCACAAAGUUUGAUGAGGUGAUAUCAGUUAUUGAAAAACGAGCAGACCAGUUGGACUAUGUUCUUGUGGACACUCCUGGACAGAUUGAGAUAUUCACUUGGUCUGCCUCUGGUGCAAUAAUCACUGAAGCUUUUGCAUCUACUUUUCCCACUGUGGUGACAUAUGUAGUUGAUACACCACGGUCCGCAAGUCCAGCUACCUUUAUGAGCAAUAUGCUCUAUGCUUGUAGCAUCCUCUACAAAACAAGGUUGCCGUUGGUAUUGGCAUUCAACAAGACAGAUGUGGCUAAUCAUGAAUUUGCUUUGGAGUGGAUGAAAGAUUUCGAGGUGUUUCACGCGGCACUAGAUGCGGACAACACUUACACAUCAACUCUGACUCGAAGCCUUUCUCUUGCACUUGAGGAGUUCUACAAGAAUCUCAGAUCCGUCGGGGUCUCUGCAGUUUCAGGUGCUGGGAUGGACGCCUUUUUCAAGACAAUUGAUGCCAGCACUGAAGAGUAUAUGGAAACUUACAAGGCUGACUUGGACAAGAGACGGGAGGAGAAGCAAUUGUUAGAGGAAAAACGCAGAAGGGAGAAUAUGGAAAAGCUGAGGAAAGAUAUCGAGAAAACUGGAGGAGAGACUGUAGUAUUGAGCACUGGUUUGAAGGAUGGAAAAGGGAAGAACAAGGAUAUGAUGGAUGACGAGGAUGAAGAGGAAGAAGAUGAAGACGACAUCCAGGUUUUUAGUGACGAUGAAGGUGCCAUAGAUGAGGAUGAAGAUGAAGAAGUUACUGGCUUUUCAUUUUGAGACUGUACAUGGUGUCUCUUUAAGAAAAAACAAACUCUGUAUAGGACUGAUCAAAGUGCUAAACCAAAAAGUAAGGGACAGAAAAAUGAUUUUACUGUGUAAAUGCGACAAUUUCUCCAGUCGUUGCAUCUGAUCUGAUGUUCUCAUUAUUAUGUGGUUAAAGAGUUAGGUCAUCUGGAUUUGUGUUUGGUGAUAAUUCUUUAUGGAUAAUGACUUUGAUCAACUGAAUUUCCUUUCUAUUCUUAACAA
Lycium ferocissimum is the source of this 1497-nucleotide messenger RNA. RefSeq names its product GPN-loop GTPase QQT2. The record is from RefSeq and is a predicted model, not a curated record. NCBI's taxonomy places the organism in Eukaryota, Viridiplantae, Streptophyta, Magnoliopsida, Solanales, Solanaceae. Gene Ontology annotation, molecular function: GTPase activity. The coding region runs from base 79 to 1248 and encodes 389 amino acids. The transcript has 7 exons.